Messenger RNA from Pyrenophora tritici-repentis Pt-1C-BFP, 1362 nucleotides. Lineage: Eukaryota; Fungi; Ascomycota; Dothideomycetes; Pleosporales; Pleosporaceae. The record is from RefSeq and is a predicted model, not a curated record.
AUGGAGUACGACACAUUUUCAGCGACGCAAUAUAACACCAGUGAUCCCACAUCGUUUGCGCAUACGUCUGCGCGCGAGCGAUGGCCCAUCAUCAUUACCCAGGGCAUCGACGACGUGCACCGCUCACUACACCAUGCCAAGGAUGAAAGUGCCAUCAGCGAAGGAAAGGCCAUCGUCGCCGAGCUGGCCAAGCUAAAGUACGAGCUUCAGCACGACCGCGAGCUCACGCCUAUCCCUGACGACGGCGAGCCGGACGUCGAGGCGUACAACAAGGAAUUGGAGGCGAGAGAGAAACCCAAAUGGCAUAAUAAGAUGUCGACCUUCAAAGUCUCUCGGCCGCUGUUGUUGAACUCCGCUGCGCGCUACAAGGAUAUCGUCACCGAACUUGAGCAGAAGAAGACAAUCAAGGGUGCCGAGACACAAGAGCAACUCGAAGCAGCCGAAAAGCUUCUGUUCACUGAAAUGUGUGAGAUUUGUCUAUGGGGAAAUGCCACUGAUCUUUCCCUCUUGACCAACCUCUCCUACGAGGACAUUCAAAAGCUGCAAGGCUCACAAGCGCGCAAAGACUCAGAGAAGAAUAUCUUGGUGAACGAUCUUGACAAGGCAUUCAGCUUGCUCAGCUCAGCACAAAAAGAAGGGAAAAAGGAGCGACGUGUGGAUAUCGUGCUGGACAAUGCCGGCUUUGAGCUGUUCGUCGAUCUCAUACUGGCCGGCUACCUCAUCGCCUCGGGUCUCGCCACCAAUGUCGUCUUCCACCCCAAGUCAAUACCCUGGUUUGUGUCAGAUGUGCUGCCAGCCGACUUUGGCGCCCUUCUCUCUGCAUUAGCCGAUCCGCAAACCUUUUAUGGAGCUGUAUCCGACGACGAGAAAUAUGCGGGAAAGCAACCGGUGCCCCUGUCAGAAGUAGAAAGCGCUAAUCUGCAAUUUUUGUUUCAGAGCUGGAGUACUAUGCACGCCGAGGGUCAACUAACGCUUCGGCCUAACGACUUCUGGACAGCUGGUGGCAGUUAUUGGCGUUUGCCCAAGGCAGAGCCAGAACUGUAUGCCGACUUGAAGGAGAGCGAGCUGGUCAUCUUCAAGGGUGAUUUGAACUACCGAAAGCUGACAGCUGAUGCAAGUCUAAUUCCCGCUGCUUGGCCGGCUACUACGCCUUUCACUGAAGCUAUCGGGCCCAUGGGCCCUGGCUCUGGUCUCCGCGUUCUGGCCCUACGUACCUGCAAAGCCGACGUCGUGGUCGGCUUACCUGAAGGCGUAGAUGAACAGAUCAAAGCAACAGAGGGUGGCGGUAGUGAAAGUGGUGCGAGAAAGUGGGCAUGGAGUGGCAAAUGGGCCGUGGUCCAGUUUUCUGACGGGAAAGCUUGA